UAUGAAUUACAAGUUUCAAUUUCAGGUCAUCAAAGAAAACAUUCAACAUCCGUUACCAAAAUCUUUUAUGGUCAAGUGCUAUGGUACUUUAGUCACAUUCACGACAAUGCAACUGUCAUGCUCGCUUAUGUAAGAUGGGCAAAUGUUCCGGAUGAAAAGAGAGAACGGCCUCUUUUUGGAAUCAAAAAAUUUCGUGGAUUUGGACGAUGCGAGUUCAUUGAUAUAAUAACAUCACCUGCCGAAGCACACGUAUCAAAUCGUGAAGAAUCAACUACUAUCUCAAAUAAUGACAAACAUUUAUCAAACACACACUCAGAAGAAGGAACAAUUAUUUCGUCGACGAAUCAAACCCCAAAUAAAAAAUUAGAUGCUAAACGAUCUUCGGAAAUGACAAAUUUGACGAUCCCGAUGUCGGAUGCUGAAACAGUUUCUAAUAGCGGUAGUGACAUUGAAAAAGCAGCACCAAUCAGUGAUGUAGUAGUAGAUACUCCACCGCCGGUGUAUUUGAAAGGAAUAGAACUAUCUUUGAUUAUAAUUGGAUUGGGAUUUGGGGUGUUUUUAUCUGCUCUUGAUCAAACAAUCGUCGCAACUGCUUUACCACAAAUCGCUUCGGAUUUUAACGCAUUGAAUCAAAUCGCUUGGGUUGGAACUGCUUAUCUCUUGACAACGACUGCAUUUCAACCAACAUAUGGUAAAAUAUCGGAUAUUUUCGGACGAAAAGCGACAUUUCUCUUUGCAAUAGGCGUGUUCGAAUUAGGAAGUCUAUUAUGUGCAAUUGCUCAAAACAUUACUUCUAUGAUUAUAUUUCGUGCAAUCGCUGGUAUGGGUGGCGGUGGUAUUCUAAGUUUGGUAAUGAUUAUUAUAUCAGAUAUUGUUCCACUCGAAGAUCGUGGUAAAUACCAAGGACUUAUCGGUGCAGCAUUUGGAAUUGCUUCCCUUAUUGGUCCUCUCUUGGGUGGUGCUUUUACCGAUCACGUAACUUGGAGAUGGUGCUUCUUUAUUAAUUUACCAUUUGGAGCUAUCACAACAUUCGUCGUCAUUAAAUAUCUGAAUCUUCCAAAACCAAAAGGUUCAUUAAUCACCAAGGUUAAGCGUCUCGAUUGGUGGGGUACUCUGAUUGUAAUUUCCGCUACUAUUGCUUUACUUUUGCCACUUAACUGGGGUGGAGAUAAAUAUGAAUGGAAGAGUCCAAUUAUUAUCGUAUUACUUAUAGUUGGUGCUUUCUUAUUUGUUCUUUUUGGAUAUGUGGAAGGUUGGCUUGCUAUCGAGCCAGUUGCUCCUGGUCGUCUCUUUAAAGAUCGUGCUCUUCUUGCAUGUUUUAGCGUAAACUUUUUCCAAGGCAUGGCAUUUUUUUCGUGGGUUUAUUAUAUACCACUUUACUUUCAAGUCGUAAAAGGUGAAUCGGCCACAAUUUCUGGAUUGGAAUUACUACCAUUCAUUUUGGGUGUUGUGGUAUCGUCAAUUAGCACAGGACAAACGAUCUCACGAAAAGCUAAUAUCCGUAAACAACUUUUUGCGGUUCUUGGUGCAGUAUUGAUCAUUGUUGGUGCUGGACUCACGAGUCUUUUGAAUGAACAUUCUAAUCGUGGGAAACAGACUGGAUUCCUUUUGAUUCCGGGGAUUGGCAUUGGUUUUAUUAUGCAAACAACAUUGUUGUUCUGCCAUGCUGCAGUUGAUUAUAAAGAUGUUGCGGCUGUCACCUCAAUGCUAAACUUUUUCCGAUCAAUCGGCGCAGUAUUUGGCGUAGCAAUUGUUGGAACAAUCUUCAAUAACGAACUUAACAAGAUGAUCGAAGCUAUUAAUCUUGAUAUCAGCGUAGAAGCCGUAAAAAAUUCCUCGACAUACGUCAAAAGUUUACCACCGGAUUUACGAGAAUCCGUAAUUCAUGCAUACGUUGAAGCACUACAAGUCUGUUAUCGUGCCAUAAUACCUCUCGGAGUUUUAUGUUUUUUAAGCGCGUUAUUUAUUGGCAAGAAUAAAAUAAACCAUCGGCAGUCGAGAACGAGAAUGAUGGCAAUCGAAUGA
Ambispora gerdemannii is the source of this 2025-nucleotide messenger RNA. NCBI's taxonomy places the organism in Eukaryota, Fungi, Glomeromycota, Glomeromycetes, Archaeosporales, Ambisporaceae. The record is from the annotation of a GenBank genome assembly.